This is a messenger RNA of Tribolium madens (black flour beetle), 738 nucleotides long. Its product is annotated as probable phospholipid hydroperoxide glutathione peroxidase. Gene Ontology annotation, molecular function: glutathione peroxidase activity. Gene Ontology annotation, biological process: response to oxidative stress. Lineage: Eukaryota; Metazoa; Arthropoda; Insecta; Coleoptera; Tenebrionidae. The transcript has a single exon. The record is from RefSeq and is a predicted model, not a curated record. Bases 53 to 652 code for a protein of 199 amino acids.
AAAGCCAUGACAUCGCAUGAUUGCGCAAAUAAAAUAAUAACUGGAACUGGAAAUGUUGAUUCCCGGCUUCCAGUUGUUUAGCGUUGCAACGACAGUGUUACGGGUGUUUUCAACAGUACCUCCUGUGAUAACAUCAAAAACCACAAUGUCUAAUCCCGAGAAGCCUGAAGAAGCCAAAUCCAUCUACGAAUUCAGCGCCAACGAUAUCAAAGGUGAAACCGUAUCUUUAGAAAAGUACAAAGGGCACGUGUGCAUCAUCGUCAAUGUUGCCUCCAAUUGUGGUUACACCAAGAACAACUACGCCGAGCUUGUGGACCUUUUCAACGAGUUUGGAGAGUCCAAGGGUUUGAGGAUUUUGGCAUUUCCUUGCAAUCAAUUCGCCGGUCAGGAACCAGGGAGUAAUGAAGAGAUUUGCCAAUUUGUUUCAAGUAAAAAUGCCAAAUUUGAUGUUUUUGCAAAAAUUAAUGUCAAUGGAAAUGACGCGCAUCCUUUGUGGAAGUAUUUGAAGCAUAAGCAAGGGGGAACAUUGGGGGAUUUCAUCAAGUGGAAUUUCACCAAGUUUAUCAUCGACAAGAAUGGGCAGCCAGUUGAAAGACAUGGACCCAGCACCAAUCCCAAAGACUUGGUCAAGUCACUAGAAAAGUACUGGUGAUUUGGAAUUAUUGCAGACUAAUCUUAUUGUUAUUUAUGCUCGUUAUACAUAUUUACUCAAAAUAAAUCUUGAUUUAUAUAAAAAUA